AUGGAGGAGCAAGACCCCACAGGUCCCACCUCGGGGGUGGAAUCUGAAGAGACGUGGAAAGCCUCUCUGGCCACUCAGGAGGAAAGAACAAGGGGAUUUGUACAGAGAAGAACAGGCAAUGCGGUGAAACGGGAGAUAUGCGAGGGGCUGCCCUGGGAACCCCAACGGCAAGAGGUGUUGAAGACUGUGGAGUCCCCUUCCAUCGAUGAGUUGCCAGAGAAGCCCUCACUGUGGGACGAUGCCGAGGCCUUUCUGGCCUCCUUUGAGCAAGUGGCUGAAGCCUGUUGGUGGCCCAAGGAAGAGUGGGUGGCCCGACUCCUGCCAGCCCUCAGGGGAGAAGCGGCACAGGCCUUUAGCAGACUGCAGGCCAGAGACAGAGAGGACUACGGGAAAGUGAAGGCGGCCAUCUUGCAAGGGGCCGCCAUGAGGAGGGAGAAGCAUCGUCAACACUUUCGGCAUUUCUGUUACCAGGAGGCCGAGGGCCCAAGAGUGGCUUACAGCCAACUCCAGGAGCUUUGCUUUCAGUGGCUGAAGGUCGAGAGGCACUCCAAGGAGCAGAUCCUGGAGCUCUUGAUCCUGGAGCAGUUCCUGACUGUCUUGCCUCUGGAAAUCCAGGUGUGGGUGAGGGACUGUGGCCCAGAGACCUGCUGCCAGGCGGUGGCCCUGGCCGAAGAGUUCCUUCAGAAACAGCGAGAGGCCUCGAGGCAAGAGAGCCAGGUGGCAUUUGAGGAGGUGACAGUAAGUUUCUCCAAGGCAGGCCUGGAUCCAUCUGACACUGAGCAAAUCCAGCUGUGCACAGAACCCAAACAGGAGGACGCCAGGGAAGACAGCCUUCAGGGUAGCAUGAGGGAGAACGAGAAUGAGGGAGACCCAUCUGGGGUCUCAUCAAAAAGAGGCAAACACAAAGAGUUGAAAGAGAACUUUUGGGAUCCAGACAGACCGAAGAAGCAAGAGGGAAAUGAUGCGGAGAAAACAAAGGAUGAAUCCAGUCCUAGUCAAGAUGGAGACUUUUGGGAAAUCCCAUCACAACAAGAAAACCGAAUGGCUAAUAGAAAGAAAGAGUGCCUUGAAGCUCACUGGGGAAUCUAUACAGAAGAGAAUCCCAAUCCAAGCUUAGAGUUUGUUCAGACCUUAAAUCAGAGAAGAAAUGUUAUUGAAUGUCAAAAGGAACACUCAGGAGAGAAACCAUACAAGUGCCUGGAGUGUGGAAAGACCUUCACCCAGAGCACAACCCUUAUUUCGCACCAAAGAAUACACACAGGAGAGAGGCCAUACACCUGCUUGGAGUGCGGGAAGAGUUUUAAUGAGAGCACAACCCUCAUUUCACACAAGAGGAUCCACACAGGGGAGAAGCCAUACAAAUGCUCAGAGUGCGGCAACAGCUUCAUUCAGAGCUCAAGCCUGGUGUCACAUCAAAGAAUCCACAUGGGGGAGAAGCCAUUCAUGUGCUUAGAGUGCGGGAAGAACUUCUGUCAGAGCUCCCAACUUGUUCGGCAUGAGAGAAUCCACACAGGAGAGAGACCCUACACGUGCCUGGAGUGCGGAAAGAGCUUCUGUCAGAGCACACACCUGACUUCCCACCAAAGAAUCCACACGGGAGAGAAACCCUAUAAAUGCUCAGACUGCAGCAAGACCUUCGGUAAUCAAUCCGGCCUCAUUAAACACCAACGAAUCCACACGGGGCAGAAGCCGUAUAUAUGCUCCGUGUGCGGGAAGAGCUUCAACCAGAGCACGCACCUUAUCAGACACCACCGAAUCCACGCCGGGGAGAUUUUUCCACCUGAAAUUCCCCAUACUGUUAGGUCCUCUGCAGGAGCCCUGUUCUGA
This is a messenger RNA of Euleptes europaea (tarantolino), 1827 nucleotides long. RefSeq names its product zinc finger protein 397-like. The transcript has 4 exons. The record is from RefSeq and is a predicted model, not a curated record. Gene Ontology annotation, biological process: regulation of transcription by RNA polymerase II. The coding region runs from base 1 to 1827 and encodes 608 amino acids. Lineage: Eukaryota; Metazoa; Chordata; Lepidosauria; Squamata; Sphaerodactylidae. Gene Ontology annotation, molecular function: RNA polymerase II cis-regulatory region sequence-specific DNA binding; DNA-binding transcription factor activity, RNA polymerase II-specific.